Molecule: messenger RNA, 5200 nt
Organism: Cottoperca gobio
Lineage: Eukaryota; Metazoa; Chordata; Actinopteri; Perciformes; Bovichtidae
Gene: mark2b
Product: MAP/microtubule affinity-regulating kinase 2b
Exons: 21
Coding region: 1238-3628 (796 amino acids)
Biological process (GO): protein phosphorylation; intracellular signal transduction; microtubule cytoskeleton organization
Cellular component (GO): cytoplasm
Molecular function (GO): ATP binding; tau-protein kinase activity
Source: RefSeq, a predicted model, not a curated record
CGCGAGCUUGUUCCGGUAUCAGGGCAGGAUCGUGCGCAUAGACUGCAAUCGGGCGCAGCUCCUCGCCUCUCUCCCCCUGUCGCCCGUGACACGCACCUCCUAACAAGAAAACCCCAGUUUAGAGAUAAUGGAUUUUACAAUUUGAUGAUUCCUCUUUAAAUCGGCCGGUCUAUGGAAUAACAGCAGUUGGUGUACCGACAGGACGAGCUGGUAUAUCGCCACACUGCAGUGCAGCACUGUUGGACGACCUUAUUCCAAUCACGCAACACAAGGAAGAGCGCCGGUGAUUUCCGUGGAUUUUGAGUUUUGUGGGCUACUCUGUGGCAGUCACCGCCGCCGCGGCCGCAGGAGGACCAGCUAACUAGCUAACUUUGCUUCGAAAGAAACACUGAUACAGCUCCAUGGGCUAAUAUUGGCCAGCCAGUUAGCUAGUGCAACAGAUUAAUUCGUGUUUCUCACCUGCCAUGUGACCAGUUUCCAUGGUGCUGCUUUUAUUUUUUGGAUACCCCAUAACCUGGAUAAUUCGCAGGAACAUUUUGAAUAGUUUUGUGUGAGUUGGGAAGGUCGAGACCUCGCCUGGAAUAACUUUGGCCUGAAAGUUUUCAGACCCGGACCUGGUUUCAAACCUGAAAGGAAACAUCUCUGCCAUAAAAAGAGAAAAACAGACGUCGACACUGCGUUAUGAAAACGACGCUAGAUAAACAUUUGUUGUAGAUUUCGGCGACAGUUGACGCUCCCUCAGACGUUAGUUAGCAACCUUACAGGUUAGCAUGCUAGCCACUUAAUUGAACCUUGUCUCGUUCAAUACAACCAACUUUUCUUCGAGCUAGCCCAAGUAGCUAGCUGGCCAAAACGUCAGAGCAUCAGGUUGGUAGCUCACUGGUCAUCAUCGACACUGAUUAAUGCUAAUUGGGAACUGACUGUUUUGACACCAAGACCGAAGCUAAAGAAGACAUUUCGCUUUUUCCUGUUUUGUGCUUGUUGACAAACAUGGGACGUGCGGUUGCUGCUAGCUAGUUUUUAGCUAGCUGGCUAACUUGGCUAGCCGCUGAUGUGGGAUUCAACUUGUUGAUUCACGGGCUAUCUGUCGUGCUGCUAGCUGGCUAGCACUGGACAUCUGUUGGAAAUUUUCCUCUACCAUCAACUAGACAGAUUUUAAAUGCACAAUAGACACUGAAGAUCCGUUUUUGUUUCACUGUUCCUUUCCCCCUUUUUGGCAACUUCAAGUCUUUAAAAAAUGUCAACAAGGACACCACUGGUGCAAGUCAUUGAAAAUACGACUGGGCAGGAGACCAAGUCAUCUGGUCGCUCCAGCAUGCCGCGAUGUCGGAACUCCGUUGCCACGACCACAUCAGAUGAGCAGCCGCACAUUGGUAACUAUCGGUUGCUAAAAACCAUCGGCAAAGGCAACUUCGCCAAGGUCAAACUGGCACGACACGUCCUCACCGGAAAAGAGGUGGCUGUAAAGAUCAUUGAUAAGACGCAGCUUAACUCCUCUAGUUUGCAGAAGCUCUUCCGGGAGGUGAGGAUUAUGAAGAUGUUGAAUCACCCCAACAUAGUCAAGCUCUUUGAGGUGAUAGAGACAGAGAAGACUUUGUACCUGGUAAUGGAGUACGCUAGUGGAGGAGAAGUCUUUGAUUACUUGGUUGCUCAUGGCAGGAUGAAGGAGAAAGAAGCCCGUGCCAAAUUCAGACAGAUUGUGUCAGCGGUGCAGUAUUGCCAUCAGAAGUGUAUAGUACACAGAGACCUCAAGGCAGAGAACCUGCUGCUGGACGCAGACAUGAACAUCAAGAUAGCAGACUUUGGCUUCAGUAACGAGUUCACUCUGGGGAACAAGCUGGACACGUUCUGCGGCUCCCCGCCCUACGCUGCCCCGGAGCUCUUCCAGGGGAAGAAGUAUGACGGGCCUGAGGUGGACGUCUGGAGCCUGGGGGUGAUUCUCUACACGCUGGUUAGCGGCUCGCUGCCCUUCGAUGGACAGAACCUCAAGGAACUGAGAGAGCGUGUGCUGCGCGGUAAAUACAGGAUUCCUUUCUACAUGUCCACCGACUGUGAGAACUUGCUCAAAAAGUUCCUCAUUCUGAACCCCUCCAAAAGAGGCAGCCUCGAGCAGAUAAUGAGGGACCGGUGGAUGAAUGUGGGCCACGAGGAAGAAGAACUCAAACCCUACAUCGAACCCAUGCCAGAUUAUAAGGACCCCAGGAGGACAGACAUCAUGCUGACGAUGGGAUUCUCUCAGGAGGAGAUCCAGGACUCGCUGGUGAACCAGAAGUACAAUGAUGUGAUGGCUGCAUACCUGCUACUGGACUAUAGGAACCAUGAGCUGGAUGAAAGUGGCAUCAAACCCCGGCCAGGAAGUGAUGUAAGCAACAUAAACGCCCCCUCCCCGCCUCACAAGGUACAGCGCAGUGUGUCGUCCAACCAGAAGCCUCAGAACCGCAGAGCCAACGACCAGGGCUCCUCCUACUCUAAGAGGGGGGGUCAAUCAGAUAACCGGACUACAGGAGAGGAGGCCGGGAGGAAAGGUUCCUCAGGCAGCUCCACUAACAAGGUUCCUACCAGUCCUCUGGUCCCCUCCGACCGCAAGAAGAGCGCCACGCCCUCCACCAAUAGCAUCCUGUCCACCGGUACUGGUCGCAGUCGGAACUCUCCUCUGACUGAGAGAGCCACGCUGGGCCAGGGCAUCCAGAACGGCAAGGACAGCCUAAACACUCCGGGCUCCCGUGCUUCUACUGCCUCGGCCGCUGCCGUCCUCUCCUCCUCCUCGCGUCCCCGUCACCACAAGUCCCUGUCCUCCUCCAAUCAUCCAUGCCCCUCUGACCUGCACGCACCACGGCCCAGUGCCCCAACUCAGCGAGCGCCAGGUGCCUCCCCGUCUGCCCACAACAUCAGCAGCGCUGCCGUGUCAGACCGUACCAACUUCUCCCGAGGGGUGGGCAUCCGCAGCACAUUCCACGCAGGCCAGCAGCGGGGGGCCCGGGACCAGCAGGGCUCCGCGUACCCCGGCGGCCCGGCGUCCCCGUCACUGUCACAUGGCAACAGCCAGGCCCGGAGGACACACGCCGCCACAGGGAUUUUCAGCAAGUUCACCUCCAAGUUUGUACGCAGAAAUCUCUCGUUCAGGUUUCCGAGAAGUCCGUAUGAGGGAGAGGGUCGGGAUGAGGGGAGCAGGUCUAUGCUGAGCAGUACAGUGGACAAGUCAGAGAAGACGUCCGGCGGUGUUCUCUCCUCUUCCAACAAUGAUGAGAACAACUCCUCUCCAGGAUCUGGUAACACUGGUGGCACCGGCACCCCUCCGGCCAUCGGCAUCCAGAAGGAAUCGGCCAAGCCGCGCUCGCUUCGCUUCACGUGGUCCAUGAAGACCACGUCGUCCAUGGAGCCCGCGGAGAUGAUGCGCGAGAUCCGCAAGGUGCUCGACUCCAACAGCUGCGAGUAUGAGCUGCGCGAGCGCUACAUGCUGCUGUGCGUGUCGGGCAACCCGGCGCGCGACGACUUCGUCCAGUGGGAGAUGGAGGUGUGCAAGCUGCCGCGGCUCUCCCUGAACGGCGUGCGCUUCAAACGGAUCUCAGGCACGUCCAUCGCCUUCAAGAACAUUGCCUCAAAGAUUGCCAACGAGCUCAAACUGUGAGUGCGGAGGAGAGACGAGAUUAAAAGGUGGAGGUGGGAGGGUGAAGGGGGUGAUAGUGAGGAUGAAGAUGAUGCUGUACGCAGGGUGGGGGCACUGUGGAGGUCAGGAGGUAAGCUAAAGGGUGGGAUCACUUUACAAAUAACCCGAUUGUUAUGUGGACAAAGGUCUGAAGUAGGGCUAUUGGUUCUCUGAGACUAGAAAACGUUUAUUUUCUAGAAGUUUUGUUCCUUAAGUUCACGAGGCCCCCCGCCAUUAGAAACUCUGAGUUGAUUUCCUCUGAGUUGUGAAGUACUUAUAGACCGAGAUCUUCUCUCUUCCCUGCUGGGGUUUUAUUUUGUCACGUUCUACUUAGACGUUCCACUCUUCUGCAUGUCUGAUCUGCUCUCUGUUCUUUAGUAGUCACACUUUGAUCACUUUGACCACUCCUGUCACUUCUUCCUGCUAUUUAUUCAGUUUUUUCUGCACGGUUCUGCUGCCAGGUCUUUUUGUGUAGGAGGGAAACCGGGUAAAAUUGGGGGUUGGAUGGAGGAAUUGCUGAAAAAAAAAACGUUCUCUCUGAAUCUCUAACAGGUGAUGAUUGACAGAAAGUUCGGAGCCUUAUUUUGCUGGAAAACUCAAAAGAGUUUUAGAUUGAAUUUGUUCUGAUUCUCCUCCAAAACGUAAUGGACUCCAACUGAGCCGGGACUUUGGAAGCCCACUGUCUCACACACACACACACACACACACGCACACACACACACACACACACACACACACACCUACAGAUGGACUUUGGAUGGAAAGACUGCUGUUGUUGGUUAAAGGACCCUCUCCACCCUCCACCUCCCGCGCCAAAAUGAACUUUUGAAAAUCCACUUGAUCCAUCCUUCCACCUCCUCCCCUCACACUCACACACACACACAUGCUCACACACUCUUCACCCCCCUCUAAUUUUGAACUGAACUCACAAACACAUCCACCUUGUUCUCCUCUUCACUCCCUUUGUCUUCCUCACUUUUAAUUUCUCUCAUCGAGUCCGAGGAGUCCAGUCAGACUUGAUGACGUUACCCAUUGUACGGACUUCUCCCCUCGCUUCAAGUCUGUACUUUAUUUGUUUUGUUAAUUUAGUUUCUUCUUCUUUUAUGGCUUUUAAAAAAAGAGUUGUGCACUGGAAAAGAGGGGCAUAUGGGAAACGAGGGAGGCAAGGACAGUUCGUGGACGGGGAUGAUGGAUUUUACGUUGCCUUUCUUUGUAGAAUUUAAAUUUGGGGUUUGUUUUUGUUGUCAGCACAUAAAUGCUCGAAUGAUUUGUUUGUACUUUUUUUUUUUUUUAUAUAAAUGUUGGUAUCACUUUGGUUGGCAUCACGCCUUCAUAUCCAGAAUGUCAACCCUGAACCGACGCAUUUCCCCCCCCUGCCCCCCCCCCCCAUCCACUCUGCUACACGUGUUCCCAAAGAGCAAACACACAAACGGUGUCUUUGGAGUAUGUAACAGUGUGCGUGUGUGUGUGUGUGUGUGUGUGUGAGUGUAUUAUAAAAGAUCACUGGAAGAAAAAAAAAAAAAGAAUCGACGACGAGGAAUGGUGAAUUAUUUU